AUGAAAAUGGUCGAUUCCAAAGUCCUGGUCUACUUCACAGUUUACAUAGCGAUUGUCAGUUGUGCAACAAUAGGAAAAUUGCUCCAAGUUCCUGAUAAGGAUCCAACUUUAAAGGCUCUGGUCUACAAGGAUGGUCUCCCAAAAGCCAAUACAAAAAUCCAUGACAAUGUGCUUUGGGUACCAGCGACCACUCAAUUUUCAGCCAGACGGAUUACUGUAAUGAAUCAGGGAAAGUUGUACAGCACAUGGACAUACGACAUGCUUCUUCAGCAAAGUGAUUGUCGUAGUAGUACAACACCAACAUCCGACUUGCCAGGAUGCAAGCCCAAUUCAUCGUCCCCAAAAACACUCUGCAGUGUCCAUACUUCACUUUUUGACAAUGAUUUGUCUUCAGCCGAGACUGAAGUUUAUUGUACUAAAGCUUGA
Molecule: messenger RNA, 426 nt
Organism: Caenorhabditis briggsae
Lineage: Eukaryota; Metazoa; Nematoda; Chromadorea; Rhabditida; Rhabditidae
Exons: 3
Coding region: 1-426 (141 amino acids)
Source: RefSeq, a predicted model, not a curated record